Heterocephalus glaber (naked mole-rat) is the source of this 985-nucleotide messenger RNA. Its product is annotated as glutathione S-transferase theta-1. Gene Ontology annotation, biological process: glutathione metabolic process. NCBI's taxonomy places the organism in Eukaryota, Metazoa, Chordata, Mammalia, Rodentia, Bathyergidae. The record is from RefSeq and is a predicted model, not a curated record. Gene Ontology annotation, molecular function: glutathione transferase activity. Gene Ontology annotation, cellular component: cytoplasm.
GCGGUGUCUGGGGCGUGGCCGCGCCAGGCCUGACCGCGCGGCUCAGACUAGAGACCCUGCGCCAGAGUUUUUGCUGUGUGCCCCAGGUUGCGAAUCUGGUCCCGCGGUCUCCGCCAUGGGCCUGGAGCUCUACCUGGACCUGCUGUCCCAGCCCUGCCGAGCCAUCUACAUCUUCGCCAAGAAGAACGGCAUCCCCUUCCAGCUGAGAACCGUGGAUCUGCUCAAGGGCCAGCACCUCAGUGAUGCUUUCGUCCAGGUGAACCCCCUGAAGAAGGUGCCAGCCUUGAAAGAUGGGGACUUCACCUUGACUGAGAGUGUGGCCAUCCUACUCUACCUGACGCGCAAGUAUAAGGUUCCUGACUACUGGUACCCUCAGGACCUGCAGGCGCGUGCCCGUGUGGAUGAGUACCUGGCAUGGCAGCACACCGCCCUGAGGAGAAACUGCCUCCGGGCCCUCUGGCACAAGGUGAUGUUCCCUGUUUUCCUGGGUGAGCAAGUAUCUUCUGAGCUGCUGGCAGCCACCUUGGCAGAGUUAGAUGACACCCUGCAGGUCUUCGAGGACAAGUUCCUCCAGAACAAAGCUUUCCUCAUUGGAUCCCAAAUCUCCCUGGCUGACCUGGUAGCCAUCACGGAGCUGAUGCAUCCCAUUGGUGCUGGCUGCCAAGUCUUUGAAGGCCGACCCAAGCUGGCUGCCUGGCACAGGCAAGUGGAGGCUGCAGUAGGGGAGAACCUCUUCCAGGAGGCCCAUGAAAUCAUCCUGAAGGUGAAGGACUCUCCACCUGCUGACCCCACCAUAAAGCAGAAGGUGAUGCCUGGGGUGCUGGCCAUGAUCCGGUGAGCUUGGAAGUCUCACCUUUGCACUGCCCUUGGCAGUUCACAAAGCACCUUUAUUUCCACUGCCUCUUUCCAGGCCUUUAAUCACUACAUUUUGGUUAAGUUUGCAUAAUAAAUCUAGGCUCAGUGUGAGCCUCAGCUUCCAACUCUA